AUGGGUGGGGACAGCAACAAUACGGAAGGAGAACUUGACACGCCCCAGGUCUCCUUAUUCUCCUCUGUGUGGCUCAAGAUUUAUGUUUCUUUUUCUCUCAGCUUGGUUUCUCUCAUACGAGGCCAAGUAGUAACUACAGAUGGGACUCCUCUGGUUGGAGUGAACGUGUCUUUUGUCAAGUACCCAAAAUACGGCUACACCAUUACCCGCCAAGAUGGCACGUUUGACCUGAUCGCCAACGGGGGUGCCUCCUUGACCCUGCACUUUGAGCGAGCCCCGUUCAUGAGCCAGGAGCGCACUGUGUGGUUGCCGUGGAAUAGCUUUUACGCCAUGGACACCUUGGUGAUGAAGACCGAGGAGAACUCCAUCCCCAGCUGUGACCUCAGUGGCUUUGUCCGACCAGAUCCUAUCAUCAUCUCCUCCCCACUGUCCACCUUCUUCAGUGCGGCCCCAGGGCAGAAUCCCAUCGUGCCUGAGACCCAGGUUCUUCAUGAAGAAAUUGAGCUCCCUGGUUCCAGUGUGAAGCUUCGCUACCUGAGCUCCAGGACCGCAGGCUAUAAGUCUCUGUUGAAGAUCACCAUGACCCAGUCCACGGUGCCCCUGAACCUUAUCAAGGUUCACCUGAUGGUAGCUGUAGAGGGGCACCUCUUCCAGAAGUCAUUCCAGGCCUCUCCCAACCUAGCCUACACCUUCAUCUGGGAUAAGACAGAUGCAUAUGGCCAAAGGGUGUAUGGACUGUCUGAUGCUGUUGUGUCUGUUGGGUUUGAAUACGAGACCUGUCCCAGUCUAAUUCUGUGGGAGAAAAGGACAGCCCUCCUUCAGGGAUUUGAGCUGGACCCUUCCAACCUCGGUGGCUGGUCUCUGGACAAACAUCACAUCCUCAAUGUUAAAAGUGGAAUCCUACACAAGGGCACUGGGGAGAACCAGUUCCUGACCCAGCAGCCUGCCAUCAUCACCAGCAUCAUGGGCAAUGGCCGCCGCCGAAGCAUUUCCUGUCCCAGUUGCAAUGGCCUUGCCGAAGGCAACAAGCUGUUGGCCCCAGUAGCUCUGGCUGUUGGAAUUGAUGGGAGCCUCUUCGUUGGAGAUUUCAAUUACAUCCGGCGCAUCUUUCCCUCUCGAAAUGUGACCAGCAUUUUGGAGUUACGAAAUAAAGAGUUUAAACAUAGCAACAACCCAGCACACAAGUACUAUUUGGCAGUAGACCCUGUGUCCGGCUCUCUCUACGUGUCUGACACCAACAGUCGGCGAAUCUACCGAGUCAAGUCUCUAAGCGGAGCUAAAGACCUGGCUGGGAAUUCAGAAGUGGUGGCAGGGACUGGAGAGCAAUGCUUGCCCUUCGAUGAAGCCCGCUGUGGAGAUGGAGGGAAGGCCGUGGAUGCCACCCUGAUGAGCCCUCGAGGUAUUGCAGUAGACAAGAACGGGCUCAUGUACUUUGUUGAUGCCACCAUGAUCCGGAAGGUUGACCAGAAUGGAAUCAUCUCUACCUUGCUGGGCUCCAAUGACCUCACUGCUGUCCGGCCACUGAGCUGUGACUCCAGCAUGGAUGUGGCCCAGGUUCGCCUGGAGUGGCCAACAGACCUCGCUGUCAACCCCAUGGACAAUUCCCUGUAUGUUCUCGAGAACAACGUCAUCCUUCGAAUCACUGAGAAUCACCAAGUCAGCAUCAUCGCGGGACGCCCCAUGCACUGCCAGGUUCCUGGGAUUGACUAUUCACUCAGCAAACUAGCCAUUCAUUCUGCGCUGGAGUCGGCCAGUGCCAUUGCCAUUUCCCACACCGGGGUCCUCUAUAUCACUGAGACAGAUGAGAAGAAGAUUAACCGUCUACGCCAGGUCACAACCAACGGGGAGAUCUGCCUUCUAGCUGGGGCAGCCUCAGACUGUGACUGCAAAAACGAUGUCAAUUGCAACUGCUACUCGGGAGAUGAUGCCUAUGCAACCGAUGCCAUCUUGAAUUCCCCAUCAUCCUUAGCUGUAGCUCCAGAUGGUACCAUUUACAUCGCAGACCUUGGAAAUAUUCGGAUUAGGGCAGUCAGCAAAAACAAGCCCCUUCUUAAUGCUUUCAACCAGUAUGAGGCUGCAUCCCCUGGAGAACAGGAGCUGUAUGUUUUCAACGCCGAUGGCAUCCACCAGUACACUGUGAGCCUGGUGACUGGGGAGUACUUGUACAAUUUCACUUAUAGUGCCGACAAUGAUGUCACUGAAUUGAUUGACAAUAACGGCAAUUCCCUGAAGAUCCGUCGGGACAGUAGUGGCAUGCCCCGCCACCUGCUCAUGCCUGACAACCAGAUCAUCACCCUCACAGUGGGCACCAACGGAGGUCUCAAAGUCGUGUCCACGCAGAAUCUAGAGCUUGGCCUCAUGACCUAUGAUGGGAACACUGGCCUCCUAGCCACCAAGAGUGAUGAAACAGGAUGGACAACUUUCUAUGAGAAGCUAACGUGCCCAGGUGAUGUCUCUCAAACCAAGCCCAUUGUGUUUUCCCAGGUCCAUGGAAGAAAUCUCUUGUCCAUUGACUAUGACCGGAAUAUUCGGACAGAAAAGAUCUAUGAUGAUCACCGGAAGUUCACCCUGAGGAUCAUUUAUGACCAGGUGGGCCGCCCGUUCCUCUGGCUCCCCAGCAGUGGGCUGGCAGCAGUCAACGUCUCAUACUUCUUCAAUGGGCGCUUGGCUGGCCUUCAGCGUGGGGCCAUGAGUGAGAGGACAGACAUUGACAAGCAAGGCCGAAUCGUGUCCCGCAUGUUCGCUGAUGGGAAAGUGUGGAGCUACUCCUACCUUGACAAAUCUAUGGUCCUCCUGCUUCAGAGUCAGCGUCAGUACAUAUUUGAGUAUGACUCCUCCGACCGUCUCCACGCCGUCACCAUGCCCAGUGUUGCCCGGCACAGCAUGUCCACCCAUACCUCCAUUGGCUACAUCCGCAACAUUUAUAAUCCCCCUGAAAGCAAUGCUUCAGUCAUUUUUGACUACAGUGAUGAUGGCCGCAUCCUCAAGACGUCCUUUUUGGGCACCGGGCGCCAGGUAUUCUACAAGUAUGGGAAACUCUCCAAGUUAUCAGAGAUAGUCUAUGACAGUACUGCUGUCACUUUCGGAUAUGAUGAGACCACUGGCGUUUUAAAAAUGGUCAGUCUCCAAAGUGGGGGUUUCUCCUGCACAAUCAGGUACCGGAAGAUUGGCCCACUGGUGGACAAGCAGAUCUACAGGUUCUCUGAGGAAGGCAUGGUCAAUGCCAGGUUCGACUACACCUAUCAUGACAACAGCUUCCGGAUUGCAAGCAUCAAGCCCGUCAUAAGUGAGACUCCCCUUCCUGUUGAUCUCUACCGCUAUGAUGAGAUUUCUGGCAAGGUGGAGCAUUUUGGCAAGUUCGGAGUCAUCUAUUAUGAUAUAAACCAGAUCAUCACCACCGCGGUAAUGACCCUCAGCAAACACUUUGACACCCACGGGAGGAUCAAGGAAGUCCAGUAUGAGAUGUUUCGGUCCCUCAUGUACUGGAUGACAGUGCAAUAUGACAGUAUGGGAAGGGUGAUUAAGAGGGAGCUAAAACUGGGGCCUUAUGCUAACACCACUAAGUACACCUAUGACUAUGAUGGGGAUGGGCAGCUCCAGAGUGUGGCUGUCAAUGACCGCCCAACCUGGCGCUACAGCUAUGACCUCAAUGGGAACCUCCACUUGCUGAACCCGGGAAAUAGUGUACGCCUUAUGCCCUUGCGCUAUGAUCUCCGGGAUCGGAUAACCAGACUCGGAGAUGUGCAGUACAAAAUUGACGAUGAUGGCUAUCUGUGCCAGCGAGGGGCUGACAUCUUUGAGUAUAACUCCAAGGGCCUCCUAACAAGAGCCUACAACAAGGCCAGUGGGUGGAGUGUCCAGUACCGCUACGAUGGUGUGGGGCGGCGGGCUUCCUACAAGACCAACCUGGGCCACCACCUGCAAUAUUUCUACUCUGACCUCCACAACCCGACCCGCAUCACCCAUGUCUAUAAUCAUUCCAACUCAGAGAUCACCUCACUCUACUAUGACCUCCAAGGUCACCUCUUUGCCAUGGAGAGCAGCAGUGGGGAGGAGUACUAUGUUGCCUCAGAUAACACAGGCACUCCUCUGGCUGUGUUCAGCAUCAACGGUCUCAUGAUCAAACAACUGCAGUACACAGCCUAUGGGGAGAUUUAUUAUGACUCCAACCCUGACUUCCAGAUGGUCAUUGGCUUCCAUGGUGGACUCUAUGAUCCCCUGACUAAGCUGGUCCACUUCACUCAGCGUGAUUAUGAUGUGCUGGCAGGACGAUGGACCUCUCCAGACUACACCAUGUGGAAAAAUGUGGGCAAGGAGCCAGCCCCCUUUAACCUAUAUAUGUUCAAGAGCAACAAUCCUCUCAGCAAUGAGCUGGAUUUGAAGAACUACGUGACAGAUGUGAAAAGCUGGCUUGUGAUGUUUGGAUUUCAGCUUAGCAACAUAAUUCCUGGCUUCCCAAGAGCCAAAAUGUAUUUCGUGCCUCCUCCCUAUGAAUUGUCAGAGAGUCAAGCCAGUGAGAAUGGACAGCUCAUUACAGGUGUCCAGCACACAACAGAGAGGCAUAAUCAGGCCUUCAUGGCUCUGGAAGGGCAGGUCAUCUCCAAAAGGCUCCAUGCCAACAUCCGAGAGAAAGCAGGCCACUGGUUUGCCACCACCACACCCAUCAUCGGCAAAGGCAUCAUGUUCGCCAUCAAAGAAGGGCAAGUGACCACCGGCGUGUCCAGCAUCGCCAGCGAGGACAGCCGCAAGGUGGCCUCCGUGCUGAACAACGCCUACUACCUGGACAAGAUGCACUACAGCAUCGAGGGCAAGGACACCCACUACUUCGUGAAGAUCGGCUCGGCCGACGGCGACCUGGUCACGCUGGGCACCACAAUCGGCCGCAAGGUGCUGGAGAGUGGGGUGAACGUGACCGUGUCGCAGCCCACACUGCUGGUCAACGGCAGGACUCGAAGGUUCACCAACGUUGAAUUCCAGUACUCCACGCUGCUGCUCAGCAUCCGCUACGGCCUCACCCCCGACACCCUGGAUGAAGAGAAGGCCCGCGUCCUGGACCAGGCGAGACAGAGGGCCCUGGGCACCGCCUGGGCCAAGGAGCAGCAGAAAGCCAGGGACGGGAGAGAGGGAAGCCGCCUGUGGACUGAGGGCGAGAAGCAGCAGCUCCUGAGCACGGGACGCGUGCAAGGUUACGAGGGAUAUUAUGUGCUUCCCGUAGAGCAAUACCCAGAGCUUGCAGACAGUAGCAGCAACAUCCAGUUUUUAAGACAGAAUGAGAUGGGAAAGAGGUAACAAAAUCAUCUGCUGCCAUUCCUUGUCUGGAUGGCUCAGCGGGAGUAACUGUUAUCUCCUCUCCUAAGGAGAUGAAGACCUACCAGGGGCACUGAGGCCGGGCUGCUUCAGGAUACCAAGUGGCAAGAAAGCUCACAUUUUUUGAGUUCAAAUGCUACUGUCCAAGCGAGAAGUCCCACACCCUGAAGUAGACUAAAGCCUGGCUGAAAAUUCUGAGGAAAACGAAACAAACGAAUGAAUGAGCAAACACACAAAAUGUUCCAAGUUCCCCUAAAAUAUGACCCACUUGUUCUGGGUCUACACAGAAAAAUAACAAAACAAAACAAAAAAGACGCAAAAUGUCUAAAAGGAACAAAAGAACAGAAAAACACAGCAAAAUAAAAAACACAAAAAACGAAAAGCAAAACAUACACACUGACCGAAAAACAAAGACGUGAAGACGAGAAGGCCUCCUAUUCUAUUACCUCACUCAUCCACACGUGAGCGACGCAGAGACAUCCCACAGGGCCGGCAUCACAGACCAGCUGAGGAAACCGAAUCAGACUGCUUGUUGUUGGACAAAUACUACAGACGUUUUCGUUUAAACAAAUACAGGUGCAUUUAAAACACGACUUUGGGGGGUGAUUUGUGUGUAGCGACCGGGGAGGGGGGGGAUAAAAGUGAAAGAGUGAGCACUGGAAAUACUUUUUAAAGAAAAAAAAAAAAACUAAAAACACACAAAAAAAGGAAACAUCAAAAAUCAAAGCGAAAUAAUACCGUUCAGCACUUAACUCUCAGGUCCCAACUUAGUCCGGCCUGAGCUAAUUUAUUUGAGCGCAGAGUGUAAAAUUUAAUUCAAAAUGGUGGCUAUAAUCACUACAGAUAAAUUUCAUACUUUUUUGUCUUUGAAGAUUCCAUUGUGGACAGUAAUACGCAGUUACAGGGUGUAGUCUGUUUAGAUUCCGUAGUUCGUGGGUAUCAGUGGAAGUAGAGCUGUGGCAUUGUGACACUCUUUUGCUAACGGGCACCACUUCAGAUCACCCUGUACAUACAUAAGCCUCAAGGCACAAUCACUGUUUCAGAUUUAAAAUUAUUAGUGUGUUUGUUUGGUCCAGAAACUGAGACAAUCACAUGACAGUCACCACGAAGAGAGAAAAUUAAAAAAUUUAAAAAAAAACCCACAAAAAAAAAAAAAAUCCAAAAAAAAAAAGUCUAAUAAGAACUUUGGUACAGGAACUUUUUUGUAAUAUACAUGUAUGAAUUGUUCAUCGAGUUUUUAUAUUAAUUUUAAUUUGCUGCUAAGCAAAGACUAGGGACAGGCAAAGAUAAUUUAUGGCAAAGUGUUUAAAUUGUUUAUACAUAAAUAAAGUCUCUAAAACUCCUGUGGA
This is a messenger RNA of Leptonychotes weddellii (Weddell seal), 6656 nucleotides long. The record is from RefSeq and is a predicted model, not a curated record. NCBI's taxonomy places the organism in Eukaryota, Metazoa, Chordata, Mammalia, Carnivora, Phocidae.